Messenger RNA from Xyrichtys novacula (pearly razorfish), 2712 nucleotides. NCBI's taxonomy places the organism in Eukaryota, Metazoa, Chordata, Actinopteri, Labriformes, Labridae. The record is from the annotation of a GenBank genome assembly.
AAACCAUCUCUGGUUAUUUUAAGGAAGAUGUGGUUAAAUGGGUGGGUUACCGGGCGGGUGGGGACACACAGAGUAGUAUGAAGAAAGACCUGGGGCAAUGGUUGGUCUACAGUUUGGUGACAGCUGGGAUCAACACAGCACUGCAGGUACACACUGUCUCUUACUUAAACUCAACAGCUUUAAUGUAAAAGAAGUCUUACUGUGAAGUUUUCAUAACAAAUGUCAUGUACUGUGCUAUUACAUUCAAAACUGAGCCUUUUAAGUUGAUUCUAACAAUCUAUGACUUAUUUUAUAAUGUUACACUAGAAGAAAGAGUCAAUACACAGAGAGUUUAUGCUGUUAAUGCCUGGAUUACUAACUGUCCAUGAGCAAGCAGCUGUGGGAAUUGUGUAGCAUACUGUGUUUAAAGGGAUGUUUUUGUAUUUCUAAAGUGGGGUUGUAUGAGUAAGUGUUUUAGUCACAGUAGAUGUCAGUCAGCCGGGCUCUCCUUUGAUAUGAAAGUGCCAGGAGCACCUGCAUGCAAGUUAGGCUACAGUUUUCUGCAGAUGGGGUGACUCUGCCAAAUAGUUUAGCUAAUUCAGAGAGACUCUGAUCUAAAGACUCAUCUCAGCUGAACUCUGACUCUGGAGAUGCUCGAAAAUUCAGCUUUUCUGAUUGUACUCCUGAAUGUUGAAGAAAAUGGGUGAAAAACAGUGUUCGGUCUUCAGUACAGCAGUAGGCAGUCCUCGAAAUGGCCUGCUGAUGCAUCCACCGAUAACACUGCAGUCAACAAGUGUCAGCCAUUUUCUCCCCAACAAAAGCAGCUUUAUGACUUAAUUGGCUUUAUGACUUUAUUCUCAAAAAUGUAUGACUUUAUUCUUCGAAGGUAACAACUUUAUUCUUAUAAAUUAAUAACUUUAUUCUUGUUAAUUUAUGACUUUACUCUUGUAAGUUUACGGCUUUAAUCUCAUAAGUUUACAACUUAAUUUUCAUAAAUUUAUGACUUUAUUCUGGUAAAUUUUUGACUUUAUUCUCAAAAAUUUAUGAAUUUAUUCUCAAAAAUGUAUGACUUUAUUGUAUUUAAUUUAUGACUUUAUUCUUGUAAGUUAAUGAUUUUAUUCUCAUAAAUUUUUGACUUUCUUCUUGUAAGUUUACAACCUAAUUCUCAUAAAUAUAUAUCAUUUUCUCAUGAAUUUAUGACUUUAACCUCUUAGUCUUUAAAACAUUUUUUUUCUCAAUGUGGUUUUAAUCCUGUGUCAUAGUAUAGCAUUUAUCCUCUUUUAAUUUACACCUAAAAGUUAGUGUUUUUAAUCGUGUUAAACCCUUAUAAAAUACCAUGUGAUUGACAGGUGUGGCAGUGAGUUAUCUCUGUUGUAAGAGGACAUUGUUUGUGAAACAUGCAUAGUUGAAGUAGACAUCCCCUGUUCCUCUUUUUUUGACUGCAUGUUUCCUGACCUGCCUAACACCCUUAUUCUCUGUGUUGCCUUCUGCUUUUCUUCUCACUUUUCUUUUUUCUGUUCAACAGACCUGACAAGGACUGAGGAAUCAUCCAUCAGGCCAAAUGAGUAAAAUUUCCACCGUGAGCCCAGCACUUGCAAAUCCUACCAAUGCUAACAAUGAUAAAUGUGUCAUGAUGAGAGACAAGGAGUCUCAUGUUUAUUCAGAAAUCUGCAUAGCAAAUAAAAUCAGUCCUGGAAACAUUAUAACACAGAGACAGGAGCAUACAGAGAGUGUUUCCUUGCCUUCUGAUGUCCUCCCACCUCUUCCUCAGCAGAGGUGGUCUGCAGACCUUGGCAAGAGUGAUAAAACCCGCAGGAUCUCAAUUGUGGAGAAGAAGAAAGAACCACACUCUCAGCAUGGGAGGUCUCUGCCUCCACCUCAUUCAGCAGUCCACUCUUCCUUGAAACGAUACUCCUGCCCCACCAUCAAGGUCUUCAGCUUCCCAACCCGUACAUCUUCCUCCUCCCCCUCCACCCAAUCCUGCCCCCCUACUCCUGUCCAGACCUCUGUCAUCACUGGCCAUGACCCUCUGGGCUGGAAGCUACAACCAAAGUCCAGCUCCACCUCUUGUAGGGCUCGCAGCAAGAGGCUUUCUCUACAAAUUCCCCUUCCUGUCAUAUUUCCUGAGCCAAAAUCUAGUCCUGCACUGAAUUUUCAUCCAGACAAAACUCAAAGUCCAGAUUCCUUGGUUAAAGCUAAGCCCCCUCUCAGGCCCAAACCAAGGCGUUACCACUCUGAGUCCUCACCCCUCCUCUCUUCACUGAGCCCUGGACCUGUGGUGACACUCAAAGAUCUCCUGGCGGUGCAUCAGAACCCGGUCUCAAUUUCUGAUGGAUCUGAUGCUGUUUUUAGCGAUGAGGAAGAGGAAAUGACGGUGACUGGUCAACAGUGCAAACUACCACCACCUGUCCCAGAGAAAACGGACAUGACAAGAGAAAUUGCACGUCAGAUUGCUCGUUCCCGAUGUUGCUGGCUGAAAUCCAGAAGCUCCAUGGUUUAGACAGACUGGACCAAUGCAGCCAGAAUGAAACAGGAAAGCUAUCAUCAAAAUAAAAGAAUAUCACUCUGUAAGGAGAUCAGUGCAGCUAUUAUUCAGCCUAAGUCUAUUACCUGUGAAGACAAAAGAUGUACAGGGAUGUUGGUUUAGUUCAGGGGUUAAAGUGCAUACAGCUGAGGCUGCAGUGAAAGUGCCCUCUGGGAUGCUUCUUUUGUGAAUAAAAUGCUUAAAAAUUC